This is a messenger RNA of Gaeumannomyces tritici R3-111a-1, 1296 nucleotides long. RefSeq lists its product as hypothetical. The record is from RefSeq and is a predicted model, not a curated record. NCBI's taxonomy places the organism in Eukaryota, Fungi, Ascomycota, Sordariomycetes, Magnaporthales, Magnaporthaceae. The transcript has a single exon. The coding region runs from base 316 to 750 and encodes 144 amino acids.
AUGCACGUUGCCGCUGCUAGUUAGUAGCACUGUUGACUUCUAGCUCCAUAUAUAUACGGCCUAUAUAAGUUCGCCUGCUCCCCUCGUCCACGCUGGUCCUGAGCAAGUCCCCUAGAUCCUCGUCCUUCCCCCAAGCAACUUGUUCUUGAUUCUUCUUCUCUCUGGCACCGCUGUCUUGUUCUUUUUACAGUUACAACCACCUGCAGAUUUGCUGGCCUCCUCCCACAGCCUCGACCGGGAACAGCAGCUCGACAAAAACAACCCACAAAGGCAACCACAAGAAAAGAAUAUCCCCUACAAAAAGACAACACAACAAUGUCGGCUCAGGCAUCAUCCUCGGUCCCCGAGCGGAGGCUCUCGGGCUUCCUCCAGCUCGCCCCGACCCAGUCGCACUCGAGCCCCUCGCCGCCGACCGCCGAGGCAGGGCUCUCGAGCUUCCUCCAGCUUGUCCCGGCCCAGUCUACCCCGUACUCGCCGUCGGCGGCGGCCACUGAGCGCCGGCUCUCGAGCUUCCUCUCGCUCGCCCCCACCCGGUCGGCUUCGUACCCGCAGGCCCAGAGGUCCCUCCAGCAGGCCAGGACGGCGGCGGCGGCCCCGACGGCGCUCGAGGCCGAGAUGUCCAGGCAGCGCCGGAGCUCGAGCCUGAGCAGCGUCGGCUCCAGCGUCGGCGGCCUCCGCUUCCUCAAGCUGGGGCCCGUCCACUGGGGCGAGCACCAGGAGGACCACCAGGGAGACUUUGCCGUCGAGUAAAGUUGGGUGGUGCUACGCAAGAACAACAUUGUUUUCUUCCUUUCUUCUUGUCGUUUUUUUCACAAGUCGAUACCAUGAUGGAGCAACAAAAAAACACAGCGUGAAGCACAGAUUGUAAGCGAAUUUCGCGACAGCGGGCCACUUGUUUUCCCCUUAGGAAGUAUUUGCUUUUUAUUCUCGGCACUUGCCAUGAAAGGGGUGAAGGAUGACAGAGUCUUUGCAAGGGCGUCUUGGUUUCUCUUCUUUUCUUUUCCGUCCUCUUUUUUUCGAAAAUGACGAUCUUCGAGUCCAUAACGAAACUGGACCUACAAUGGGUUGGGAACACCAGCGCAGCAAACGAAAUACAUGUUUCCUGCCAACACAGCAUGUCUCCCUCCCUCCCUCUCUCUCUUUGUUUCUCUCUGGCUCCCCCGUUCUAACUGCAUGGGCUGUGAUUUCCCCCACGCUGCAAUACGAACUGGGGCGCCACUUGAUCCACCCCACCUUUUGCGACUUUGAGGAAAGCAUGCUGCAAUGCACACCGCUAAUGCGAGACAAACACUGAAA